UACUUGAAACCGCCGUCAAGAAGGAUGCCUUGGACCCUCGUUGCUCAUCUAAUGGCCUCGACAGCUUUCACCAAAUCGCACCGAAUUGGCUUAUAAACCGAAGAGCAGGACCCCCAUGGGCACUUCCUCCGCUUCCAUCUUCAUAGCGAGUUCGACAUUUGCCUUACAACUGUUCAGAAAUAGACAUCAUCAUCAUCAACGAUACCGACUUUACAAUGGGUUGCAAUUCAGUCUGUUGCGCGCCCUCCAAACGCCCUCUUUCGACUACGCCUGAGGAGGUUUCAACGUCUUCACAUGGUCGAGGAGACCAAGGGUCAAACACGGAUCCCAGCCCGACGAGUUCAGAAGCCACAGCAACUUCUUCUGCAAAUGUUGGUUAUGGGGAGUAUUUCGACGACGAAAAGGGGAUUGGCGACAGAAUUAGGGAUGGAGAGUCGCAUCAAGGGGAAGACGACACGGUUGAGACUACAACGGACAACUGCCAGGACAGGUGCUGUGGUGGACAGCCAAGCGAAAACCAGACCAGCAGUCAAACAUUACGGGGGCCAAGCAGCAAGAGUGCCGAUUCUCAUCCACCACACUCGGAAUCCUCUAAAGACCCGUGUGCAGUAUCACACGGCUGUGAGGGGCAUCAUCACAGCCACAGUCACAGCCAUAACCACAACUACAGCCGGUUCCCAAAUCUCGCCAGAACGUUCAGCGCCUUAUCCCAAAACACUUUCAGAAAAAAUUCGCUUUCCAACCACAAACACCAUACACACGGAUCGGAAUGUCAACACACCGAACAAAUAUCUGCCAGUAUCCCCACUACAGAUAGUGAGUCAGCAACCGCGAGUUCCAGUAUAGCGCCAGUUCAGUCAGUAAGCGGGCAGUCGGACGGUACGGCCGAUCUGGAAAAAGGUCUUUCUGGAUAUGAGCAUGUCGUUCUCAUUAUCGAAAAGAUGUGCUGUGGCCAAGAACUCCACCAAGUGGCCGCUAAUAUCAAGGCCAUCAGGAACCUCAAAGUCAGCGUGCCACAUAAGCAGGUUGACUUUGACGUCAAUCUGAGUCUCGCGUCGGCUGUCGAUGUGAUCGAACAGAUUCAAAGGUCAACUACCUGGAAGUGUGAGCGAGUCAUCGAAGGAGCUUGCAGUCUUGACAUUGUCCCCGAAAAUCCGACCGAGUUUGUGUCUAGGCCAUUACCGAUGGGAGUCGCCCAAGUAUCAGUCAUCGAUAAGAAGAUCGUCAGGAUCUACUACGAUCCCAAAGUCAUUGGCGCCAGAGACUUGGUGCAGUUUGGGUUUGGGGCUCCUCUAACGCUCGCGAAAAGCUCGGUCGACCAAAACACGACCGCUGGUUGGAAAAACGUUCGUCAUUUGUUCGUUAUGACGAUGCUCUCUUGGAUAUUGACCAUUCCUGUUCUCGUCUUGGCUUACCUUCCGCAAUCUGGAAAGCGGAUGGUUUCGUACGGAUAUGCAUCAUUAUCGCUGGCGACACUCGUCCAAAUAUUCGUUGCUGGCCCUUUUUACCGCGAGGCGUUGAGUCCGCUGAUCAAGUCAGGGGCCAUCAACAUGGAGUUCCUGGUUGUGCUCAGCACCACUACAGCAUACAUCUUCUCCGUGGUCUCAUUUGCACUUUUGGUAUGCGGACGUCCAUUGUCGACAGGGCAGUUCUUUGAGACGAGCACUUUGCUUGUGACAUUGAUCAUGGUUGGCCGCUUCCUUGCCGCUUUCGCACAGCACAAGGCUGUCGCGUCGGUCUCCAAGGUCAAGUCGCUUCAAUCUCAUACCGCGCUGCUUGUUGAUGAAGACGGAGGCAACGAGAAGGAGAUCGACGCACGACUACUCCAAUAUGGAGACUACUUCAAAGUUGUGCCAGGUGCUAAGAUCCCCACCGACGGCAUUAUUGUCGAGGGUGAUUCGGAAGUGGACGAGUCCAUGAUCACUGGCGAGUCGCGACCAGUUGUCAAGAGCGAAGGAUCUGAGGUGAUUGCAGGGACAGUCAACGGCUCAGGAGCUCUUCGGGUACGGCUCACGACUGUUCCCGGUAACAACACCAUCAGCGUCAUCAUGACAAUGGUGCACAAGGCAAAGGUGGCCAAAACGAAGAUCGAGGGCAUUGCCGACCGCGUUGCCGGGUAUCUCGUCCGCGCUGUUCUUUGUCUGACAGGCAUCACCCUGAUCAUAUGGUGCGUUGUUGGUGUCAAGGUACACAAACUACGCGCUGCCGAGGCCAUCGUUCAAGCGCUCACUUAUGCCAUAACCGUCCUCAUUGUCUCCUGUCCUUGUGCUAUCGGACUAGCAGUUCCAAUGGUCAACACCAUGGUCAGCGGUCUGGCAGGAGACAGAGGGAUUCUGUUCAAGUCAUUAGGUGCCGUGGAGAUUGCCCGCACAACAUCCCACGUCGUGCUUGACAAGACAGGGACUCUCACCAAGGGGGAACUCGACGUCCACGAUGUGCGUUUCAUGGAGAGUGACUCCAAUAUCUCCAAGUCCCUACUACUUGGGUUGCUGCAUGACAUCAAGCAUCCAGUAGCCGCAUCAGUGUCUGCCUAUCUCCUCUUCAUGGGAGUGACCCCUGAGGUCGUUAAUCACCAAAAAGCCCUUCCAGGCAGAGGCGUCGAAGGUCACUCACCAUCCGGCCAAGUACUCCGAGCAGGAAACUCGCGCUGGCUAGGCCUCGAGUCCGACUCAACCGUCCAGCGCAUUCUCUCCCAAGGCUACACUGCCUUCUGCUUCACGAUCGACGAUUCCCUUGCUGCCAUUUUCGGCCUCCACGACACACUCCGCCCCGAGGCACCAUCCGUUAUCAGUCAGCUCCGGCAACGCGGCAUCUCCAUCCACGUCAUCUCCGGCGACGACGACCUCGCCGUCCGCUCCAUCUCCCGCCAACUCGACAUCCCCGAGCACAACAUCCGCUCCCGCUGUAAACCCGAAGAAAAAGAAGCCUACAUCAAACACCUCCUCAUCCCACCACCACCCCGCUCCCGACUAUCCCUCCGUUUCCUCAACAUCCACCCAAAGCCAAAACCCAGCAAACCCCCCACCGUCCUCUUCUGCGGCGACGGUACCAACGACGCCAUCGCCCUCGCCCGCGCAACCAUUGGCGUGCACAUGGCCGAAUCCAACGGCCAAGCCACCGACGUAGCCGAGGCCGCCGCGGACGUAGUCCUCAUUCGGUCCAACCUGACUGGCAUUCUGACGCUAAUCGAGAUGAGCGAAAAGGCGAUGCACAGGAUCAAGUUCAACUUUGGCUGGAGCUUUGUGUACAAUGUGUUUGCGAUCUUGUUGGCCGGAGGACUGUUUGAGUUUGUGGGAGGAGGGAUCAGGAUACCGCCGCAGUAUGCGGGGUUGGGGGAGUUGGUGAGUAUUUUGCCGGUUUUGGGGGGAAGUUUGACGUUGAGGUGGGCGAGGUUUGCGGGGGAUGUGACUGAUGUUCGGGAGGGGGGUGGGAGAGGGGAGGAUGGGGAGAGUGGAAGAGGGAGUGGGAGGAAAGAUUGGCUUGCGGUGUGGAUGCGAUGGAUGAGGAGUUGAGGUUUUCAAGUGGGAAGAUGGGGGUUUGAUGGUGUUUUUGGAUACAUGGAGGUGACAAAGUAAGAGAAAGGGCGUCGCUGCCCAGGUGGGUUCAGGUUGGUUGGGAUGCAUCACGUUUGGGCAUGAACUCGGUCUUUACUGGGAUGGACUCUGUAACAGAUAUCACUAGAAGGCAUGCAAUAAUGAACAGGUAUUUAUCGGUGCGUCAGUCUCUCG
This is a messenger RNA of Neurospora tetraspora, 3728 nucleotides long. Its product is annotated as E1-E2 ATPase-domain-containing protein. The transcript has a single exon. Gene Ontology annotation, biological process: monoatomic cation transport. Gene Ontology annotation, molecular function: ATP binding; ATP hydrolysis activity; ATPase-coupled monoatomic cation transmembrane transporter activity. Bases 216 to 3512 code for a protein of 1098 amino acids. The record is from RefSeq and is a predicted model, not a curated record. Lineage: Eukaryota; Fungi; Ascomycota; Sordariomycetes; Sordariales; Sordariaceae. Gene Ontology annotation, cellular component: membrane.